UGAAUUGAUGUUUACCACACUAGAGAUGAUAAGCGACACUGAAUCAAUCAAAAGAAGAGACUACCAGUUUAUUAUAUCUAUCCCAUAAAGACACCAGGCAGAUACAUCAUGGAAGUACAUGUAUUUGGCAUACUGCUUCUCUUCAUUGGGAGUGUAGCCAGCAUUGCAACGAUCUGUCCUGUUGGUUGGCAGCGAUAUGGAAAGGCUUGCUAUUUUGUGAUCAAGGAACGAAAGAGUUGGCACAAAGCAAAAAGUAUCUGUGCUGCUUCUCAUGCAAGCCUUGCAGUUCCCAAUUCAUCGGAGGAACAGACAUUUAUAUGGGAAUUACUCCAGCAGGAGUUUCAUCCUGAUGGUCCUGUGGAUGGAGCCUGGAUUGGCUGCGAAGACAUCGAGAAGGAAGGUGAUUGGCAGAAUUGUCCUCUGACAGGUGAUGAGACCAACGCGUACCAGAACUGGAGGGAAGGGCAGCCUGACAGUUGGAAUGCUGCAUCUGAUUGUGCAUUGAUAAUCAAUUCAGCGGGUGGCAAAUGGGAUGACCAGUCUUGCACUAAUCCCAGGUAUGCAACAUGUGAGCUUGCUAUCAUCGACUACGACCCUCUAUUCUGCCUUCAGAUCGGCUCUGAUGGUCGCAUCACCUCCCCGUGCCUCACUGAUAAUCACAUCUUGAUGGAGUUACAGGCUCAGGGUCUGGUGUCUUGUGGCAAGGCCUGCCUCUCUCAUCCCAAAUGUAGCUCCUUCAAUCUGAAGGACCAAGGCCAGGGCAAGAUGGUGUGCCAGCUGAAUGACCUCGCCCUUCAAAAUGCAGCGGCUGAAGAUGUGGUGGAAAUUCAGAACUGCUACGGCCUGGAUCUGUAGAAACUGGUUGCAUGAAGCAAACUGAUACAAAAAAUAUCCUUUAGAAUGCUCUCAUGAGCAGGUACAUGGGCCAACAUUUUCAAUGCAAGUACAUGUGCAAAGCGCAGUGGUGGCUUACAUUUUCACAGCUGAUAGUGAAUGACUAUUUUGCAGAGAUUUGUUGUGAACCGCUUAGAUGUUGCAAGGAUUUACAAUUUUGGAAACACUUGUACUAGUCUGUUAGUACAAAAUUUGUCUUGGUGAGUGUUGUGACUGUUUAAAGUAAUUUGCAUAGUAUAUAUAUUAAUGGUACUUUUUGCACUGUAAUUAGAAUUGUUUGUGGUAGAAAUAUUUAGGAAAUAUUGUGUGGUAAAUAGAAACAUGUCCUCAUUUUUAGGUAUAUAUUUUUUAAAAGAAAUGGCAUAAGAGGACACACUAACAGUUGUGAAUGGCAACUGUUUCAAAAUUGUGUGUUGGGAUCACUGCGAGAACAUAAUGAUCACUCAAAUUUAUUGCACUUUUUAAUGUUACCUUUUAACAAGGAAUCUGGAAAAGAAAUAGUCAAUAUGGUUUAAUGUUGUUGCACUAAUGAUACCUAUGAAAAGUAGGUUUUUAUUACAC
Molecule: messenger RNA, 1455 nt
Organism: Patiria miniata (bat star)
Lineage: Eukaryota; Metazoa; Echinodermata; Asteroidea; Valvatida; Asterinidae
Product: perlucin-like protein
Exons: 1
Coding region: 109-855 (248 amino acids)
Source: RefSeq, a predicted model, not a curated record